AUGUCACAUGACUUGAAUGAACAACAAUGGCCGCCACGCUCGCCUUACGAAGCUCUGAUGAGCUCACCGAGUGGCCGACGAAAGUUUCGCGCGCAGCAGGAACAGGACCACACUUCGCCCACGGCUUCUCCUUCUAGAAGGACAUUACUGUCCCCGUCAUCUCUGCGGAGUACACAAAAGCAAGGAGUUUCCUUGUCUAGCGCUAUCAACGGCGAAAAUGAAGACGAGGAAGAUGAGGAAACCUUGCAAUUACAACUCCAGGCGAUUGAAGCCCGACUAAAGCUUAGACGGUUGCGCCAGGCAAAGAUCAAGGCGGCACAGGAAACCAAUAGUGAAGAUGCGGAGGAACCGACUCAGACAAUUUUGACUGGAAGCCAAGAAGACCGGGGGGGAGUAACAAAAAGAGCGCCCCCAAGCUCAAGGGCAGGUAGAACAAGAGGCACAGAUACCCAGCGUGAGGUGCAGAUACCGUUAUCCCCGCCGCCGAAAAGGCAGAAGCAGGAAGAAGCCAAAUCGCCGAGACGGGUCUUGUUAGGAAUUGAUAAAGGCCUGACGGGUCGUGAUGUCUCUUUACGACGGGCACCCAGUGUUCGGGAUGGACAAGCAUCGUCAGAAUCUAGGACGCCCCGGUUUCUACAGCCCCCAUCUUUCUCCCAGGAAGAGAGGCCUAAAAGCUUCAGUGAAAGAAUCGCACAGAGUCGAACGGCCGAGAAAGCGCAGAGAGAGCGAGAUGAGCGUAUCCGUAAAGCUCGAAGCAAAGGGUUCGGGCUAGACGAGAAGGAAGUUGAAAGCUUCAAAAACAACACGCAGGACUUUGAGUCUCUAGCAGGUCCAGCCGGAGAAACCGGUCACAAUUCCAACCAGCAAGAGUUCUCUCGAGACGAAGUUUUACGUGCCUUGAGAGAAUCGACCGAGGGACUUUCUCGAAGAGCGCGUCCGGGCUCAGCCUUACAGGCCGGAAGCAGAGAUGUCCCCAAGCCAAAGGCCUCCCAGAGUGCAACACCUUCACGGGCUGCGCCAUUUUCUCAAACACCAUCAUCUUCUUCCGCUCUACAACCUCCCGUCCACCGAGUAGACCCUAACAAUCCCAAGGAAGAAGAGACCCCUUCUACCUCCCCCGCCGAUAUUCCCAAUUUCGAACCAUUCUCUUCUCUCCACCUCUCCAAGCGAAUCCUCCCUCACGCAUUUCUCGCGCGAACUCUUUCCGGCAAGAAAGUCCUCUCCAUACCAGAUCUCUUGCGAACAGUAAAAUCUCCAGACUACGACCUCCCCGACGUCGAUGGAGAUUUUGUCGUCGUCGGCGUAAUCGCAUCAAAAUCCGAACCCAGAUCACACAAGAGUGGCAGUAACGGCAGCAAGCCCGACGGCGAGCAGCGAAGCAAAUACAUGGUCAUGACACUCACCGACCUGAAAUGGGAACUCGAGGUAUUCCUCUUCGGCAGCGGUUUCGAUCGAUGGUGGAAACUCACUCCCGGAACGGUCCUGGCCAUUCUCAAUCCGGGCAUCAUGCCACCGCCGCCGAAUAAGCGCGACACUGGCAAAUUUUCCCUCACGCUCAACUCAAGCGACGAUCUCAUCCUCGAGAUUGGAUCUGCCAGAGAUUUGGGAUACUGCAAGAGCGUCAAAAAGGACGGCAAAGAGUGCGGACAAUGGAUCGACAAGAGGCGGACAGAGUUUUGCGAGUUCCAUGUAAACUUGCAGUUUCAAAAAACAAAAGCCAGCCGCAUGGAAGUCAAUACCAUGUCUGCUCCUUUUGCUCCCGGUGGGAGGUCUGGACCUAGCACUGGAUUCUUUGGUGGGAACGGUGCCGGCGGACGACCAAGAAGCAGUAAAGGUAGCGGCGGCAACGGCGGCAGUGGCGGCAGUUUCAAAGACGAUGGCCUCAAGAAAGAAGGACCCGUAUUUGAUCGCGAGACUGGUUCCCGCGUUUUUAUAGCGCCCAAUAUGCAUCCCGGGGCCGUCAAUGGUGGGAGAAGCACAGCGUGCUUGCUCGACGACGAGGACGUCGAUCCUGACGCCUUCCACCGUGGCAUGGGCAAAGACGAGCGGCUUCGUCGCCGUCUAGCGGAACAUCAGCGCGAGCGUGACCUGGCCAAAAAGCUAGGAGAAGCUGGAGACGGCAUGGGCGGGGAGUACAUGCGUGUGCGGGCAUCAUCAUCUUCUGCCUCUUCAUCUGCUAGGCCCAAUGCAAGAAUUGGAGACGAGGGUGCUGACAAUACUGGUUCAGACCCCUUUGUUGAUGCCAGUGCGCUUGGGCUCGUAAAGAGUUCGACGCGGGAUAUCAAAUUAAGUCCAGUCAAGCGGAAAAGAGCAGACGCCUCUUCAUUCUCAUCUGGAUCACAGCAGCCGGUGGGAUGGGGUCACGCGUUUAAGCGCGGCUUGCCAGGGCAAGACAGCAGUAUCUCCACGCCAGCGCAAAUCUCUUCUACUUCUUCUUCCUUUUCAGAUGGCAAAAGAUACAAGAAUGAGGCAGUUCCCAAACCAGCCCUGUCUUUUAAUUCCCCGCGUGCCCCGCCCACUCCGUCUGCGAGUGCACAUAAGAAACUUGAUGAGAGACCUUCGCCUCGCAAAAGAACAAGAUUCGUGACGGAAGAUGGUAUCAAAGAAGCCGGAGCAGAUAGCGUUGGCGUCCGGAAUGGUAACAGAUUAGCCGUCGCCGCAGCAGAGGCUACUCGUAGGGGCAUCUUAAGAAAGACCACGACGGGUAAUGGCAAUUCAAUGUUAGCAGCUGGGAACGCGAAGGGACAAACCCCCAGGAAUAAUAUUGAUGAUGACGACGAUGACGACCUACUAAUUAUAUGAUAAAAGCCAUGAUACUAUAUAGAAAUGAAUGCAUCAAAAAUCCAUUGCAUACUUUCGCGAAGCUGACUUUUACUCGCAAGGAAUUGACACGAUUUCUCUUCUCUUCUCUUCUUUUCCCUUUUUUCUUCUUGGAUUCACAGACAUCAUCGUCAGUU
Xylona heveae TC161 is the source of this 2957-nucleotide messenger RNA. RefSeq lists its product as hypothetical. Bases 1 to 2802 code for a protein of 933 amino acids. Gene Ontology annotation, biological process: DNA replication; DNA replication initiation. Gene Ontology annotation, cellular component: nucleus; replication fork protection complex. Gene Ontology annotation, molecular function: single-stranded DNA binding; DNA replication origin binding. The transcript is spliced from 2 exons. NCBI's taxonomy places the organism in Eukaryota, Fungi, Ascomycota, Xylonomycetes, Xylonales, Xylonaceae. The record is from RefSeq and is a predicted model, not a curated record.